AUGUGUAACUGCAACAUUCUUUACUUAGUACUACCAUUUUUCCUACUAUUUUGCAGCUUUUCUCUAAGAUGCUACGCGGUGCAGAGUGAUAUCGAUUGCUUGAGAUCGAUAAAAGAUUCGUUGGUAGACCCUUUAAACAUGUUGAAUUCUACAUGGAAGUUCGAUAAUCAGACAGAAGGUUUCAUAUGCAGAUUUGCAGGAAUACAAUGCUGGCAUCCUGAUGAGACCAGAGUUUUAUCCAUUAGUCUUCCAGACAUGGGACUAAAAGGUGAGUUUCCGCGAGGCAUACAAAAUUGCACUUCUAUAACUUCUCUAGAUCUUUCAAGCAACGAGCUAUAUGGAACCAUCCCUUCGGAUAUAUCAAGAUUAAUUGGAUUUAUUGUAACGGUUGAUCUCUCAAGCAACCUAUUCUCAGGCGCGAUCCCAAGUGACAUUUCAAAUUGCUCUCAUCUCAAUUCCCUCAAAUUAGAAAACAAUAAACUAGAAGGACUGAUCCCACCUGAAAUUCGCUUGUUAAAGCGACUCAAGACGUUUAAUGUUGCAAAUAAUAUGUUGACAGGGCCAGUGCCAAAUUUUGUCACUUUUCCAAUUGAAAGCUAUGCAAAUAAUUCAGGACUUUGUGGUAGUCCUCUGGAAUUAUGUGUUACAGAACGCGUAGUAAGCCGUCAUAUUCUGUUUGCUUGUGGUUUUGUGACGGGUUGGUCGCUUUCUACAUUACUUGGACGUAUUUUAAAGCUGGAGAAGAUUGUUACAAGAAUGAAUUUUAUCGAACUAUCAAAAGCGACUUCGAAUUUCAGCCAAGACAAUGAAAUCGGGAAUGGAAUGCUGGGGAAAGUGUACAAAGCACUAGUCCCAAAUGGAUGGACUGUUGCCAUAAAGAGGCUCCAAAGUUCCGAGGAUUUGGAGGAACAGUUUGUUUCCGAGAUCACAACUCUAGGUAUUUUGAGGCAUCCGAAUUUAGUGUCCCUAAUCGGAUUUUGUUAUGAGAGGGACGAGCGGAUUCUGGUUUACAAAUACAUGCCUAAUGGAAACUUACAUGAGUGGCUGCAUUCAACCGGCGACAAGGCAAGACUCUUGGACUUCCCUCUAAGGGUUAAAAUUGUUGUUGGUGUCGCGAAAGCCCUGGCUUGGCUUCAUGAUGGUGGAAAUUUCCAUGUCGUGCAUAGUAACAUUAGCACACAAUGUAUCUUGCUCGAUGAAAAUUUCGAUCCCAAGUUAUCCAAUUUUUGGGAGGCAACAUUUGUAGAACCAAAUGACAUAGGUUCAAACUUGAGUCUAUCGCCAAUGGUCGAGUUUUUAGACUUUACAACAUACAAAAAAGAUGUCUAUAAAUUUGGGGUUGUGCUUCUCGAGAUUUUAACGGGGAAGGAAUCUUACGAAUUGAGCUGCUCGAGUCAAAAUUUAUCGAGCAGCUCUUUUGCCAGUCCUCUUGAUGUGGAUAAACUACUGCUAGGCCAAGGAUUUGAUAAUAUGGUAAUGCAACUACUUGAACUUGCAAGUAACUGCAUGAAAUUCAUCCCGGAUCAAAGGCCAACGAUGCAACAAGUGUAUCAGACUGUUGCUGCGAUUGCUUGAGUCCAUGACCAAACAGGGGACUCUGAAAUACAAUUGCACUUGGACUAGAAGCAGGGGAGGAGCCACCAAAGGUACAUGUAGCUUUGGCUCAAACCAUGUAUUUAUGUUGAAGAACCAUUUUAUAUGUAUAUAACUUGUUUUCUAUCGUUUCAUUCGUUUAGCAAGAAAUGUACGUCUUCCUGAAUUGUUGUUUUCU
Solanum verrucosum is the source of this 1771-nucleotide messenger RNA. RefSeq names its product probably inactive leucine-rich repeat receptor-like protein kinase At5g48380. Gene Ontology annotation, biological process: protein phosphorylation. Gene Ontology annotation, molecular function: protein binding; ATP binding; protein kinase activity. Bases 1 to 1575 code for a protein of 524 amino acids. NCBI's taxonomy places the organism in Eukaryota, Viridiplantae, Streptophyta, Magnoliopsida, Solanales, Solanaceae. The record is from RefSeq and is a predicted model, not a curated record. The transcript has 3 exons.